Molecule: messenger RNA, 498 nt
Organism: Penicillium nucicola
Lineage: Eukaryota; Fungi; Ascomycota; Eurotiomycetes; Eurotiales; Aspergillaceae
Exons: 1
Coding region: 1-498 (165 amino acids)
Source: RefSeq, a predicted model, not a curated record
AUGUCUGUAACAACCUCCACCACAUCUUCUGCAUCAGCCACCUCCAGCUGCACUGCCAAGCUGUACGACAUCCCAACCCACGAUGCAGCCUGUGCAAUGCCCAUGCAGAGCAACAAUUCCGCUAUCAUGAGCAGCUGCUGCUCCAACGCAUCUGUCGUGGAAUAUGACGGCUGCGACUACUACUGUCUGGCUCAAGGACAGAGUGUUGGAACCCUAGCCGAAUGCCUCAUCAAAGCCUCCGAAGCUGGCGAGGUGUGGUGCAACACCAAUGCGAAUGCCACGGCGACUGCGACAGCCACUGCUACCGGUACUGGAGUAGUGACUCAGGGUGUCUCGACUACUGGCGCAGAUUCUACUAGCUCGAGCACUUCGACUGGUUCGACUGCCACUUCGACGGCCAAUGCGGCUGCUGGUGUGGUUUCUCGGCCACUGUCAAAGUCUGCUAUUGGGAUGGUUGGAAUUCUUCUGCUUGGAUCCGUGGCAGGUCUCUUCUCUUGA